Messenger RNA from Cryphonectria parasitica EP155, 693 nucleotides. RefSeq lists its product as uncharacterized. The annotation marks the transcript as partial. The record is from RefSeq and is a predicted model, not a curated record. NCBI's taxonomy places the organism in Eukaryota, Fungi, Ascomycota, Sordariomycetes, Diaporthales, Cryphonectriaceae. The transcript is spliced from 3 exons.
CGAACACCACCACGUCUUCCCCCCUCUGUUUUGUUUGUUCCCUGUCUGAAUACUACAUUGCCGCUGCACCUUAAUUUUUCUCAGGGUUCGGAGUCACAGAAAGAAGAAAAAGGCCACUACGUCACUACAACGACAAGGAACGGAAACGAAUGUCCCAGUGGAGGAGGACCUCGGGAAGGAUUGUGGGAACGACUUGCCGGAGCCAUGGGGCUGCCAUAAGUGCAUGGAUCUGAUAGGCCUUUUUUUUUUUUUUUUUUUUUUAAGGGUGUGUGGCUUGCGGGCGAACAACCCCGAGGGGGGAGCUCUCAAUGGUACAUUACUGCGUUGACGCGCAGGAAGUUCAGUACAGCCCUCGAUUCUCAACUUCAUUCUUUGCGGUGACUGCAUGCGAGAUAUCAUCUGGGGUCACAAAACUUUCCUCCACAGAACUUUUCUUAGAGACCCACCAAAACCCUCCUGGCCAUAUCGUGCCGGAAAAAUGUAUCCCAGACGGCCAAUCCAAGAACGAGCCGUCAAGGCCUUGUCCAGGCAGUAGGUCAUCUGGUCUUCAGUUAGUCAUUAGUUCUUACGACACCUUUAUUCCUCCUUGUACUUUCUACCCUGUCGAGAAUAACGUGGUAAUACACCCAAGGGCCGCCCGGCCUCAAUCAACCCGGGUCUAUGCUAAAGUACAGUACAUACUACUGAGAAAGU